Molecule: messenger RNA, 2118 nt
Organism: Mesocestoides corti
Lineage: Eukaryota; Metazoa; Platyhelminthes; Cestoda; Cyclophyllidea; Mesocestoididae
Source: the annotation of a GenBank genome assembly
AUGCCUGAUAGCAUGCCAGAAAGCAGUAAGACUCCCUACGGAUACGAUUCUGGCGGCGGAUUCCAGGAAAUCUCGUCAUUGCAGAACCUUUUUUCGGAACUUGCAACUCAAAUAUCCACCCGCGCUAUUACCUCCUGCCAUGUCAAAAACUCCUACAGGAUCGCGGACAAGAAAUCCGAGGAAGCCCUGAAGGCGGACUGGAGCAAGGUCCAGAACAGUGCCUUCGCAUUGCAAUUCCACGUAAAAGAUGCUGCCAAUUAUCACCAGUUCCAACUCAAAUGUGAUCGAAUUAGCUUCCUGCACGAUGAGUUCUGGCAGCAAGUGAAAGAGGAGACGGAACUUUACAGGGUUGCAGGAGAACAAGUAAGGUUCGGCAGUUUCUUGCAGGCGAAGCUGAGCAGUAUUAAGCAGAACUUGGCCGAAUUGGAUCAACUGCACAUCGCUUCGAAGUCAAUCACUCCGCUGCUGGACGGCGCGAUUUCGCAUAAAUCCACUGGGGUUAUGUUGAGGGAGUUUCUCGAUGAAUGCCACGGUGAGUACCUCAAACGGGGCCAGUCUGUUCACAUUCUGGGGUCGUGGUCAGCUUCAAACGUCGUGUCUGCGUUCCAACCAAUGCUAACCGUUCGGACUCCAGCGAGUAAUAAACAGAUAAAUGUUCCAUCAGUCUACGUUAGACCAAUCGGCAGCGACCAAGAAUCUGUAGAUCGCACUAUUUGGAUUUAUGAGGGCUUCCUCGAUGUCUGGCGCAGCCAAAUCGACGACUGGCUGUCUCUUGGAUUGUUGCAUUUCUCGACAGUUCUUGAGAAGGUCACGAAGUAUGAGGAAAUCACGUUCGAGAACCGACAGCGAAUUCGAGAGUUUCUAGAUGAAUUGGAGUCUGCUUUUCCCCAGAUCCAUGGCAGCCCAACGAAUGCUGAAAUUUUGCGGAAAACUUCCCUAGCAAGGGCUGAGCUGCGAAAUUCUGAAGAAGGUAGUGUCAUUGCUCGUGAUCAAGCGUCUCUCUUUUGUUUAGUCGCUCGAACACAACCAGGUAGUUCUGAAGACAUCUCCAACGUGGAACUCGAUGAGUGCUUUUUAAUACUACGAAAACUGAAGGAACAUAUGCGGCGCUAUAGUUAUGCACGGUCGCAGACUAGAAGAAUGCAGAAUGAUAAAAGGUCUCAAGAAAAAGAUGAUCUCCAAUUCGACACGGUGAAGUGCCUGAUAGAACAAAGUGAUCAGCUUAUUCAAGAGUUAGAACAUCUGGCUUCGGAAGUGGAACUACUUGGGAAGGAAAUUUCCUCGAAUUCUGCUGGCCGGGUCUUAGUGCAGAAGUUGAAGGCCUUCUUGACACCCACAUCCACAGGUGAUCACACUUGUGCACAACAUUGGACGAAGUCAUUCACAUCUGACAUGUUCUCAUUUGGUGCAGUCGACGAGGUUGAUCACGGGAAACCCUCGUCUUCUCUAGUACCAAAUCGAGAGAUGGGAUCAGGUAGAGGCACCUCAGGAAUAUUGAAAGGCGACAACAAUUUGACACCCGAUAUUGACUGUGGUAAGGUGAAUACGGCUUCAAUAACGUCCUUUCAUGUCACCUGUGACCAUCCAUCUACUGCCAGAGGUCAUUACGAUCGACUCCUUGAGGCGGGUAAAGUAAAUGAGACAAAGGCUUCGAGGGUAAUCGUGAGAGGCAAGGAUAGUUGCCUCUCAGUACGGAUUAGUCCGGCCACUUUAUGGGUAGGAAAAGCACAAAGAAGAAAGCUACUUGCAAAGCCCUGUGUUCCAUUUGAGAUUUGGAUGGAAAGGGAGGCGGAAAAGGUUUCGCUUAAAGUUGAAGGGCUUCGUGAUUCGAUUGGAGAAUUGUUGAUUCUGCUGACGCAAACAAAGGACGGAACUUUGGUUGGUUUUAAAAGACCAGGAAAAACUGACGACGCGAUGACCCACGUUGUCUUCGGAGACGGACCUGGUUUGGGAUUAAAUGACUCGGUAAUCAGCCAAACGUGUCAUGUUGAAAGUCACUUCAUGCAGCUACCAAAACGCAGGAGACGCCAUUCAGAGCGCAGUGUUGUCGAGGUCACGGACACGAGGUCGAGGUUUAGUUUUGGACUUGAACCGCCACAACUUUGGGGCCCAAAACGA